Molecule: messenger RNA, 534 nt
Organism: Adineta steineri
Lineage: Eukaryota; Metazoa; Rotifera; Eurotatoria; Adinetida; Adinetidae
Source: the annotation of a GenBank genome assembly
AUGACGCAGUACAAAUGGUUUAUUCCCAUUGAAUCAAUGUUUUAUGAAGCUUUAUAUUAUUAUUACAUUCAUAACUGGGGUAUUGAACCAAUGCCUAGCAAUGUCAAUACACAGAAAGAAGCUUUAAUUCGAAAUGGAAAAAAUUGGCCAUUUCGCACACAUAAUACGAAAGCGAGAUAUACAUGUCAUAAUUGUAAGAAAUCGUGGAAAUCAUCUCAUACAACGAUGAUUUGGAGGGCUCAUCGAGAGACAAGUAUUGUUCAAAUUCGUGUCGAAAAACAAGGCUGUCAAAGAUGCAAUAGAAAAUGUCAGGUAUCUAGCAUUGACGAAGAGGAACUAGAAAUUGCUUUAGAUUGGAUGUGCAUCUGGAUCCUGGAUAUUUUUUAUGGAGUCAAAAAUGAAGACACCAAUGAGGAUCGUGAUAAACCCGACGAAACAGAUGAAUCAAAAGCCCCACAUGAUUCUGUCCGUUGUGAAGCUGGAACGAAAGGCACAUGCAGAAAAUGCAACGAAUUAAAAAAAAAGCAUCGUUAA